UACCACAUUACGUCGAAGCCCCAUCUCUCGGGGGUGCGGGAGGAGGGCCCGAGCCGCGCGGGCACCGCUGUAGUCCGUGCGGCGCAAUGCAUGCCGGGAGGAGGCGUCACCGCUACCUCACAUCCUACGAGGGGCGCUGUGACCUCUGACAGCGCAGCCUUUCCCCCGCACGACACGGAAGCAGCAUGGCGUCGGACGGCCACGGCUCCGAGCGGCAGCGAGCCGCCAGCCGAAGACUGAGCGCCAUCGCGGGGCAUCUGCGGACAGCCGGGCAGCAGCAGCGGCCGCAGGUCGCCGGGAUCCACUGCAAGGCGGAGAGCAGCAGCGACGGGGAAGAGGCGGCGAGGAGCACGACGGUGCCCAGGAGACGGCAGGAGGUCAUGAAGUGGAAUGGCUGGGGCUACAGCGACUCCAGGUUCCUUUUCAACAAGAAAGGUCAGGCGGAAUUCACCGGCAGGAGGUACCGGCUGAGUGGGAUGGUACUUCCUAGUUUAAAGGACUGGUUUGAGAGCACCUUCGGAGCGAGCCUGCAGCACAAGAGCCCUGCCACUGCCACGCUGAACGCCAGCGCCGUCCCAUUUCCCUCCCUCAACGAGGCCUUCCUCCAGGACCUCAAAUCCACUGGCAUCCCCUUCUCCCAUGAGGCGGAGGACAGGGUGUUCCGAGCCCAUGGUCACUGCUUACAUGAAAUCUUUGCUCUUCGUGAAGGGAAGUUUGGACGUGUCCCGGAUCUGGUGGUUUGGCCAAAUUGCCAUGAGGAUGUGGUGAAAACUGUGGACCUGGCGUGCCGACAUAACGUUUGUUUGAUACCGUACGGAGGAGGAACCAGCGUGUCCAGCGCCCUGGAAUGCCCUCCAGAUGAGACCCGUUGCAUCGUCUCCUUGGAUACCUCACAAAUGAGUCGAAUACUGUGGAUCGACGAGAAGAACCUCACUGCCCACGUGGAAGCCGGAAUCGUUGGGCAGGACUUGGAGAGACUGCUGAACGAGAGUGGCUAUUGCACGGGCCACGAACCCGACUCGAUGGAGUUCAGCUCCUUGGGGGGCUGGGUGGCCACCAGGGCCUCCGGCAUGAAGAAGAACGUGUAUGGCAACAUCGAGGACCUGGUUGUCCACAUAAAGAUGGUGUGUCCCAGGGGAGUGGUGGAAAAGAGCUGCCAGGGCCCACGCGUGUCCAUCGGGCCCGAUAUCCACCAUUUCAUCAUGGGCUCUGAAGGAACCCUGGGCGUUGUCACUGAAGUAACCAUAAAGAUCCGGCCCAUGCCGGAGUACCAGAAGUACGGCUCCGUGGUCUUCCCCAACUUCGAGCAGGGCGUCGCGUGCCUGAGGGAGGUCGCCAAACAGAGAUGUGCACCUGCAUCCAUCCGUCUCAUGGACAAUGCACAGUUUCAGUUUGGGCACGCGCUGAAGCCUCAAGUGUCUUCCAUAUUCACGUCCUUUCUGGAUGGCCUCAAGAAGUUCUACAUCACCAAGUUCAAAGGGUUCGACCCGCACCAUCUGUGUGUGGCCACGCUGCUUUUCGAGGGGGACCGUGAGAGGGUGCUGCAGCAUGAGAAGCAGGUGUACGACAUUGCUGCCAAGUUCGGGGGCCUGGCAGCAGGGGAGGACAAUGGGCAGAGAGGAUACAUGCUGACCUUUGUCAUCGCGUACCUCCGGGACUUGGGGAUGGACUACUAUGUGAUUGGAGAGUCCUUUGAGACAUCAGUACCUUGGGACAGGGUUCUGGAUCUGUGCAGGAACGUCAAAGAGAGGAUCGUGCGAGAAUGCAGAGAGAGAGGUGUCCAGUUUCCUCCCCUCGCCACAUGCAGGGUGACUCAGACCUACGACGCCGGUGCCUGUGUGUACUUCUACUUUGCCUUUAACUACAGAGGGCUCGCGGAUCCGGUGAACAUUUACGGACGAGUGGAGCAUGCCGCCAGGGAGGAGAUCCUCGCCAAUGGAGGGAGCCUCUCGCAUCACCACGGAGUGGGAAAGCUCCGGAAGCACUGGAUGCCGGAAUCCAUCUCCGAUGUGGGCAUCGGGAUGCUCAAGUCUGUGAAGGAGUAUGUGGAUCCAGACAACAUCUUCGGCAGCAGGAACCUCCUGUAACCUUCUCCCUCUGGCCCCUGCCCAACCCCCCCCCCCCCAACCCCAUCUCUGACUGCAUUCCUGGGGAUGUUUGCUCACUUAGUUGGAAAGGAGGCAUCGGUUGAGGGCGGGUGGCGGGUACUCCCAGGCCUGCACAGGGGCGGUCUGUUAUGGCGAGUGACCCCGCCCCCGACCCGUAGGCCACGCCUCCUAGGACCCCGAACGUUUGUCUCGAGCGCCUUCUUUCUUCUAACCGCUUCUUGUCCCGUCAGCAGCUUCCUCAACCUGUCGCCACAAGGAAACCGUACGUCCUCAUUACCGCGGGACUUUUUAACCGCGCACUUAACGUUACCGCAGGCGAGCAGAGUGAAGCGUGCGGUCCGCGCUCUCUUCAACGCGUGCUUCACACAAAGGGUGUUUACUAUGUCCAUUUGUUGCGCUUCUCCGUGUCCCUGCUUCCCCACCUGCUGCGGCUUCUAUCAUUGCUUCUGUGUGUAGCUCUGGCUUUCAUCUUCCUCCUAUUCCUCCUAUCCCCUGCUGUUGUGUCAUGCAUGCCCUUGUUCUGUAUAUCGCCCCUUUCCCCAGCCAACCCCCCCACCCCUUCCUCCCUGUCCAGCACCACUUCGGCCUUUCCCGCUGCCUGUCGUCCCUUUGCCUGUUGCAGUGAGGGCUGCGCACUUUUACCGCACCAGACUCCGGACGAGCGGAAGGCUUUAAACGACGUAAAACCUUGAGCUGUCUUCGGCCCUUUCUCUUCGGCGCGUCGCGAGCCCUUCGGUUUCACCGCCGUUUACGCUUGUGCUAAACCACCUGUUUCUCAAGCAGGGUCUUGCUGACUCUUGUCGGGGUCCUAUCCUACCCGCUAUCUUUGCAGUUUUUCUGUAUUUCCUUAUUUUUAUUUCUUUUUGGGUUUUGGGCCACAUUCGGUGUGUUCCGACUCAGCUUGAACGCCGACCUCCCUCGCACGCUUCGGCGUGCACGUUGUGAAGACGCCGCGCAUCCUCCCUCGAUUCCAGGCGCGCGCAUUUUUCGCCUGCGAGCGUCGUCAUUUCGUCCGCUGUCAUUUCAAAGCGUGUACAUUUCAUUUGCACAUGGAACACGUGAACACACCCCCCCCCCCCCCCAACCCCAGUCGUUGCAGCACGCGUUUGUACAAAGACCCCGAGUCUCCGAUGCGCCUAUAACCACAACCUCAACAAAAUGCCACACGUGUAUGUGCUUUAUGGACAUUAUAUAUGAUCAAACAAGCACUGAAACGGGAUCCUAUUAGUAUUUACUUGUGUACGUACGUACAAGCGUAAGCAAGUAGGGUAAUAAAGAUCAUGUUUAUGUUGUAUUUCUUUAAUUCACACGUGCAAAAAGCCCAAAUUAAUAUGUUUCGAAAGCUCUCGUUAUUGUUCUGUGUGACUUGGUGUAAACUCUGUGUAUCCCUUGCCGGAAAACAGUUUUCGAAGGUCAACACACACACUUUUCUAGCAGUGACUGAACUUAGUGGAUUUUCGUCAGGAUUUGUGCGCUUCGACCUUUACGCCACUUAUUUUACCGUUUAAUUUCUUACAGCGUUAACAUGUACGGUUGCCUCGAUGAACCAAUGCAGGCGCACUCGGGUUUGAGCUCUCGGUCAACGGGACAGUUCGUGUUCGCGGACCCUGAACCGCAAGCGCAAUGCGGCCGGCGCCGUCGGUCCGGCCAUGGUUCGAGUCCCUCCGCUAACCGCACUCCUCCACCGACGGAUUUAAUUAGGUUGCCUUAGUUGCUCAGAGUGGGUCGUGUCUCUCGGUGUGUCUUCUCCUCCAUCUCCGCAAGCGUCUCCCUCCCCGAAUUCCCGGGCAAUUUUUGCCUCUGCGGAACUUCAGUGAAGGAAAUGGGAGGGGCUCUAGCCCCCUCUGGCCAUUUUCUGAUGAGUUUCAAGCUUUUAACACAUAAAGCCUAAUGAUGGAGAGUUUGACAUCACCGUGUCACCUGUGUCAUUUUGUUAUGGUCUCUAUUAACACUGAAGUACAUUUUGUCAAUGACAUUGGUGCAAUAAAAAAGUUUAAAUCAA
Molecule: messenger RNA, 4110 nt
Organism: Scleropages formosus (Asian bonytongue)
Lineage: Eukaryota; Metazoa; Chordata; Actinopteri; Osteoglossiformes; Osteoglossidae
Product: alkyldihydroxyacetonephosphate synthase, peroxisomal-like
Exons: 20
Coding region: 186-2087 (633 amino acids)
Biological process (GO): lipid biosynthetic process
Cellular component (GO): peroxisome
Molecular function (GO): alkylglycerone-phosphate synthase activity; FAD binding
Source: RefSeq, a predicted model, not a curated record